CACGUGACUCUGCUCUCGCAUCAACAUGGCCGCUGAGGAUCUCCCGUCUGAGUUUGACGUCGUCAUUCUGGGAACAGGUCUUGCUGAGUCGGUGGUAGCAGCAGCGUUCUCCAGAGUCGGGCAGAAGGUUCUCCACAUCGACAGGAGGAGUUACUAUGCAGCUCACUGGGCCAGCUUCACCUUCAACUCUCUGCUCACCUGGAUACAACAGCACCAGGAGGAGCCUCAGCCAGAAGAGCUCCAGGAUUGGUCGAGCCUGUUGGAGGAAGGGGAGGAGUUGAUCUACCUGUCAAACUGUGACUCCGCCUCCAUCAGGAACCUGCAGGUGUUCUGCUUCACCAGUGAGGAAGAUGAGGAGGAGGAAGCUCAGAGUCCUGACCCUCCAAACACCACAGAAGAAGACAGAGGAGGAGCUGAUGAAGCUCAGAGUCCUGACCCUCCAAACACCACAGAAGAAGACAGAGGAGGAGCCGAUGAAGCUCAGAGUCCUGACCCUCCAAACACCACAGAAGAAGACAGAGGAGGAGCUGAUGAAGACGCUGUCAAAGAAACCCCAGAGACAGAAUCCGCAGAUUCAAAGGACGAAGAAAGAAAACAAAGACCAGAAGAAGAAGAAGAACAGGCCUCCCAGACAGAAGGGGAGGAGCCAGAGGCAGACCAGCCUGCUCACAGCCAAUCAGAGCAGACCAGGAAGAAGAUCAGCUACGCUCAGCUGGUGAAGGAAGGACGCAGGUUUAACAUCGACCUGGUCUCCAAGCUCUUGUUUUCUCGCGGCUCAUUGGUCGACCUGCUCAUCAAAUCAAAUGUCAGUCGAUAUGCAGAGUUCAAGAACGUCACCAGAAUACUCACCUAUCGCAACGGAGCGGUGGAACAGGUGCCCUGCAGCAGAGCCGAUGUGUUUGCCAGUCGUCAGCUGUCUGUGGUAGAAAAGAGGAAGUUGAUGCGUUUCCUGACUUCCUGUGUGGAGGAGACGGAGGAGCAGCGAGCCUACCAUGGUCGGCCAUAUUUGGAGUUCCUGUGUGACCAGAAGCUCGGUGACAACCUGCAGCACUUCCUGCUUCACUCCAUCGCCAUGGUAACAGAAGACACGCCUACGGAGGACGGCCUCGCUUCCACGCGCCACUUCCUGCGCUGCCUGGGUCGCUACGGCAACACGCCAUUCCUGUUUCCUGUCUACGGCCUCGGGGAGAUACCCCAGUGUUUCUGUAGGAUGUGUGCUGUGUUUGGAGGAAUCUACUGCCUGAGGCAUUCAGUCAACUGUCUGCUGGUGGACAAAGAAACCAACAGGUGUAAGGCGGUGAUUGACAGCCGAGGACAGCGAAUCAGCUGCAGCCAUUUUGUGGUGGAGGAUGGCUUUGUGGGAGCGGAGCAUAAGAAACAGGCCACGCCCACCAGGUUUCUCUCCAGAGCUGUUCUGAUAACUGACGGUUCUAUUCUGCCCGGUGACUCUGACCAACAGGUCUCCAUGGUAACGGUUCCUCCAAUAGCAGCAGGAUGUCCGGGGGUGAAGAUGGUGGAGCUCUGUCCGUCCACGAUGACCUGCAUGCCGGGAACAUAUUUGGUCCACCUCACCUGUCAGGCAGUUGGCUCCGCCCACGAGGAUCUGUCGCCGGUGGUUACCAGGAUGUUCCGCACGCCACAGUCACAUGACCAAGAGAAAGGCCCGUCUGUCCUCUGGUGUCUGUACUUCAACAUGGCCGACGGUUCGGGUCUGGAGGUCGAAGGUCACGACCUCCCGUCCAACGUGUUCGUGUGCUCCGGACCUGACGGAGGUCUGGGUCAUGAACACGCCAUCAGACAGUGUGCCGAGUCGAUCUUCAAGAAGGUUCUUCCUGACGAGGAGUUCUGUCCUCCUGCUCCGAACCCUGAGGACAUCAUCUACGACGGAGACAACACCUCCUCCACCGCCGGAGAGGAGGAGGGAGGAGAGAAGAAGGAAGGAAAGGAAGGAGGAGAAGAGAAGGAAGGAGAGGAGGGAGGAGAGAAGGAGUUGAAACAGGAGGAGGUGCUGGAGGAGCAGAGCCUUCAGACGGAGGAGUAACGUGUUCAUCUCCAAACCUUCCACAGGAGACAAAUCCUCCCAUGCAGUGCAUUGUGGGUUAAAGAGGCCUUCAUUUAUUGUUUACAUUGUUUAUUGUUGUUCUUUCCGUCUUAUUUAAAUAUUGUCAACAGUUCGUUCUGUGGAAACAUUAAAGC
Molecule: messenger RNA, 2196 nt
Organism: Anoplopoma fimbria (sablefish)
Lineage: Eukaryota; Metazoa; Chordata; Actinopteri; Perciformes; Anoplopomatidae
Gene: chm
Product: CHM Rab escort protein
Exons: 17
Coding region: 26-2041 (671 amino acids)
Biological process (GO): intracellular protein transport; small GTPase-mediated signal transduction; protein geranylgeranylation
Cellular component (GO): cytoplasm; nucleus; cytosol
Molecular function (GO): GDP-dissociation inhibitor activity
Source: RefSeq, a predicted model, not a curated record